UUUGGAAGUCAUGGAAACUAACUAUUAUCUGACUCAGUUCUGCAGAAAAGCAUGCAGGGAGGUAAUCCUUGAAUUAAACAGUUUUUUUUUUUUCACAGCCUUCGGAGAUGACCACACACCAUUUGUACAACAGAAGUUGGUGUUCCCCAUGCUGGGCAAACAAUGGGGCGCCAUCCUGUCUUCGAAUAGAACGUUAGCUUGGAGUUGGAGAUUUUUAUGUUUAAUUUACAAAUGGAUCUUAGUGAGAAGAAAUCUGAGCAACCAGUGGAAACAAACAUGAAAUAAAGGGAUUUUUAUAAUGAAAGGUUCAGGACAAUCUGCUAAACAAUUGAUAACAGUUAAGAGCAAACUGUUUUUAAAGGCAUUCAGACAAGGAGACCGGCAAAGCAUUUCCAAACUCCAAACUAAGAAUUAUUCCUUCACUUCCACUUAACAGCACAUCCUUCUUUGAGUUGAUGUUUAAUCAGAAAUGUAAAUCUCGUGCCAGUUUUAUAGAUAUAAAGAGCACUUUCGAUGAAAUAUUUAGAGGCAUGAUGUUGCUAUUUGGAGCCUAGUGGCUUAUAUUCGUUGUUUAGUGGAGGGGUAGCCAGGGUUGCAUUCUUUAAUUUUAAAAAUAAACAUGCCACAGGGUGAUAUAUAGAUGCCAGGCAGACCUUGUAACGGAUUAUGGUCAUUGUGUUUCUCUUCAUUGUGUGUGCGUGUGUGUGUGUGCGUGUGUGUGUGUGUGGUGUGUGUGUGUGUUGCUGUCUCUUUUGUAUUCAACUGGAUCUUGAGAAACAGUCUGGAGGAUUUGUUACUGAGAUGUGACUAAAGUGUGUUUGUCACGGAUCAGACUUAGCUCGGGUUCUAGGUAGGGGCUGGAGGUGAUUUUCGAGUUGUCAGUCUUCAGCUUGGUGAUAUGCAUUUCCUCCCCCCCUCCUUGUCAACAACUGAUUGGAACCUGAAUGACUACAAAUUAGUUUAGUGACAGAACUAACUGUCACAGAUAUCUUUGAAUCGGUUGAAAAUGAAUAAGGUUGACAGAAACUCAGAAGCCUAAUAAGUCCUCAGAAUGGCUGCUGGACCCUCUCUGGAUGAGUAGACAAUAAGGUGUGCAAAAUAUUGGAAAUCAAUACUUAGCUAUGGAAUUUCAUUAUGCACCAAUGUCUUCAGUUCAUAGUAUUUUAUAUUUUGAUGGAUUAUCUGAAGGCCAUGGCUCUCUGAGAGACCAGACGGAUAGGAAUUCCUCCAACACCCUUAAAACGUAAUUAUGGAUGUUCUUAGGUAACGUUGACUGGUUCGAAGGGCGAUAGUUUUGAGUUUUGCGGGUGGAAGACAAUUGAUCAGCCGCUUUCAUUUUCUUUUUUCCUUUUCCGUUUUUUUUUGUUUUUUUUGUUUUGAAGUCAUAGGUGACCACGUGUGUCCUGGCUUCCUUCCUAACCCUGAGUCUUUCGAUGUUUGCAGGAGACGCAGAGAAAGGACAACCAAAUCGCCCCACUAAGAACAAGGACGCCCACGUCUGUGGCCGGUGCUGUGCCGAGUUCUUUGAAUUAUCAGAUCUUCUGCUCCACAAGAAGAACUGUACUAAAAAUCAAUUAGUUUUAAUCGUCAGCGAAAGUCCAGUCUCCCCACCUGAAACGUCCCCCAGCCCCCCUUCCGCUCACCCCGAGGAACAGAUGAAUGACACGGUUAACAAAACAGAGCAGGCAGACUGCCGCGACCUUCCGGAGCACCGCGGACCCGACGGAGACGAGUCCAUGGAGGUGGAGGCCCCGGGGGCUGACAGAGGCGGCGGCGGCGGCGCCCCGAGUGGCAGCCGUGGCGGUGCCCCCCCCGGCUGCAGCGGCAGCUCCUCCACAGGUACCUCAGCCAUCACAACGUCUCUACCUCAACUCGGGGACCUGACGACACUGGGCAACUUCUCCGUGAUCAACAGCAACGUCAUCAUCGAGAACCUCCAGAGCACCAAGGUGGCGGUGGCCCAGUUCUCCCAGGAAGCGAGGUGCAGCGGGGCGUCCGGGGGCAAGCUGGCCGUGCCCGCCCUCAUGGAGCAGCUCUUAGCCCUGCAGCAGCAGCAGGUCCACCAGCUGCAGCUGAUCGAACAGAUUCGUCACCAAAUACUGCUGUUGGCGUCGCAGAACGCAGACUUGCCAACAUCUUCGAGUCCUUCUCAAGGUACUUUACGAACAUCUGCCAACCCCUUGUCCACACUAAGCUCCCAUUUAUCCCAGCAGCUGGCGGCAGCAGCUGGAUUAGCACAGAGCCUCGCCAGCCAAUCUGCCAGCAUCAGCGGUGUGAAACAGUUACCCCCCGUCCAGCUACCUCAGAGCAGCCCCGGCCACACUCUCAUUCCACCCAACAGCGGCUCUUCCCCCCACGUCAGCAUCCUGGCGGCAGCGGUCACCACCCCGUCCUCGGAAAAAGUGGCUUCAGGCGCUGGUGCCUCCCACGCCAGCAACCCGGCGGUCUCGGCAUCGUCCUCACCAGCUUUCGCAAUAAGCAGCUUACUAAGUCCUGCGUCUAAUCCACUUCUACCUCAGCCGGCCCCUGCUAACUCGGUUUUCCCCAGCCCUUUGCCCAACCUCGGGACAACUGCAGAGGAUUUAAACUCCUUGUCCGCCUUGGCCCAGCCAAGAAAAAGCAAGCCACCAAAUGUCACUGCCUUCGAAGCGAAAAGCACUUCGGACGAGGCGUUCUUCAAACACAAGUGCAGGUUCUGUGCGAAGGUCUUUGGGAGCGACAGUGCCUUGCAGAUCCACCUGCGUUCCCACACGGGCGAGAGGCCGUUCAAGUGCAACGUCUGCGGGAACAGGUUCUCCACCAAGGGCAACCUCAAAGUCCACUUCCAGCGCCACAAAGAGAAGUACCCCCACAUCCAGAUGAACCCCUACCCCGUGCCCGAGCACCUGGACAGCAUCCCCACCAGCACCGGCAUCCCUUACGGCAUGUCCAUUCCCCCGGAAAAGCCGGUCACCAGCUGGCUGGACACCAAACCCGUGCUGCCCACCCUCACCACUUCGGUCGGCCUGCCCUUGCCCCCGACCCUCCCGAGCCUCACGCCCUUCAUCAAGACCGAAGAGCCAGCCCCCAUCCCCAUCAGCCACUCUGCGGCCAGCCCCCCGGGCUCUGUCACAAGUGACUCCGGGGCCCCCGAGCCCGGCACGAGAAACCUGGGCGGGCUCCCGGAGGAAGCGGAAGGGUCCACGGCGCCCCCCUCCGGGGGCAAAAGCGAGGAGAACAGCACGGUCAGCGGCGCGGCCCAGGCCGCGAGCAGCAGCUCCCUGAGCUCCCUGAGCUCCCCGGCCGCGGCCGACGGCGGCCCGGCCGGCGCCGCCACCUUCACCAACCCCCUGCUGCCGCUCAUGUCCGAGCAGUUCAAGGCCAAGUUCCCUUUCGGGGGGCUCUUGGACUCGGCCCAGGCGUCCGAGACGUCCAAGCUGCAGCAACUGGUGGAGAACAUUGACAAGAAGGCCACCGACCCCAACGAGUGCAUCAUCUGCCACCGGGUCCUCAGCUGUCAGAGCGCCCUGAAGAUGCACUACCGGACGCACACCGGGGAGAGGCCCUUCAAGUGCAAGAUCUGCGGUCGGGCUUUCACCACGAAAGGGAACCUCAAGACCCAUUACAGCGUGCACCGCGCCGUGCCCCCGCUCCGCGUCCAGCACUCCUGCCCCAUCUGCCAGAAGAAGUUCACCAACGCCGUGGUGCUGCAGCAGCACAUCCGCAUGCACAUGGGGGGCCAGAUCCCCAACACGCCCGUCCCCGACGGCUACCCGGAGUCCAUGGAGUCCGACACAGGCUCCUUCGACGAGAAGACCUUCGACGACCUAGACAACUUCUCCGACGAGAACAUGGAGGACUGUCCGGAGGGCAGCAUCCCGGACACGCCCAAGUCCGCGGACGCGUCCCAGGACAGCCUGCCUUCUUCGCCUUUGCCCCUGGAGAUGUCCAGCAUCGCCGCUCUGGAAAACCAGAUGAAGAUGAUCAACGCCGGCCUGGCAGAGCAGCUGCAGGCCAGCCUGAAGUCCGUGGAGAACGGGUCGGUCGAGGGGGACGUCCUGACCAACGACUCGUCCUCGGUGGGCGGCGACGUGGAGAGCCAGAGUGCUGGCAGCCCGGCCGCCUCGGAGUCUACCUCUUCCAUGCAGGCUCUGUCCCCGUCCAACAGCACCCAGGAAUUCCACAAGUCGCCCAGCGUGGAGGAGAAGCCGCCGAGAGCAGUACCGGGCGAGUUCGCCAACGGGCUGUCCCCCACCCCAGUGCACGGCGGGGCUUUAGAUUUGACAUCGAGUCACACAGAGAAGAUCGUCAAAGAAGACUCUCUGGGGAUCCUCUUCCCUUUCAGAGACCGGGGUAAAUUUAAAAACACCGCUUGCGACAUUUGCGGCAAAACCUUUGCUUGUCAGAGUGCCUUGGACAUUCACUACAGAAGUCAUACCAAAGAGAGACCGUUUAUUUGCACAGUUUGCAAUCGUGGCUUUUCCACAAAGGGUAAUUUGAAGCAGCACAUGUUGACACAUCAGAUGCGAGAUCUCCCGUCACAGCUCUUUGAGCCCAGUUCCAGCCUCGGCCCCAAUCAGAACUCGGCGGGGAUUCCCGCCACCUCCCUGUCAUCUCUCAUCAAAACAGAGGUCAACGGCUUUGUGCAUGUGACUCCUCAGGAUGGUAAGGACACCCCCGCCGGUCACGUCCCUUCCGGGCCUCUGUCGUCCUCCGCCACGUCCCCGGUCCUGCUGCCAGCGCUGCCCAGGAGAACCCCCAAACAGCACUACUGCAACACAUGUGGCAAGACCUUCUCGUCGUCGAGCGCCCUGCAGAUCCACGAGAGAACUCACACUGGAGAGAAACCCUUCGCUUGCACUAUCUGUGGAAGAGCCUUCACGACGAAAGGCAAUCUUAAGGUACACAUGGGCACCCACAUGUGGAACAGCACCCCCGCCCGGCGCGGCCGGCGGCUCUCUGUGGACGGCCCCAUGACGUUUCUAGGAGGCAAUCCCGUCAAGUUCCCGGAAAUGUUCCAGAAGGAUCUGGCGGCAAGGUCAGGAAGCGGGGACCCUUCCGGCUUCUGGAACCAGUACGCGGCGGCCCUGUCCAACGGGCUGGCCAUGAAGGCCAACGAGAUCUCCGUCAUCCAGAACGGCGGCCUCCCCCCCAUGCCCGGGAGCCUGGGCAGCGGGAGCAGCUCGCCCCUGAGCGGGCUGACGGGGAACCUGGAGAAGCUCCAGAACGCGGAGCCCGGGGCGCCCCUGGCCGGCCUGGAGAAGAUGGCAGGCAGCGAGAGCGGGGCCGGCUUCCGCUUCACCCGCUUCGUGGAGGACAGCAAAGAGAUCGUCACCAGUUAGAGCGACUCGGGCCGGAGAAGGAGGACUCCUGUCCGGAGCGAGCCCCACAGUCGCCUCCUCCUCCUCGCCACCCCCCUCCCCGCCCCGCCCCCAUCUCUCUGAACUGCCACCUUCUGAAGACAUUCUUUUGUACCUUGUUCAACUUCUAGAGUUCUAAGAAAGCUUAUUUAUUAGUGAUAUAACCUUGCUUUGCAAACAGAAGGCAAGCGUUUAACUUUGGUCUUCUGUAUUUUGGACUAAAUACUAAUUGACUAGAGUGCUGUAAACUUGCUGUAACAUUUAUGGCAAUUGCAAGUUGCCCUGCUAGGCGGUCUUAAUCUGGCAUUAACUUAUUUUCUAUAUCCAGUUUAAUAUGAAUCUGGUGUUGAUGCAAUGCCUCCGUGAUGCAUUAGAUCUCUAAUAAAGUCUGUAUAUAAAUGUACACUUUGAUCCUGCUGGAAAAUUUUAUCAGCAAACACAUUGUCUAAUGUUUCAAAACAGAAUUAAGGAAGGGACUAGAAGUACAGACUGAACAGUGUGGUUCCUUGAAAGGGUCGGUUUUUGUUUUUUGGGGUUUGUUUUUGUUUUUUUGUUUUUGAUUUUGAUUCUAAAAUUCAAUCUGCCUUUUUUUUUUUUUUCUUUUUUUGGUAGAUUUGACCAUUUCCGUUUUGAACUGCUAUUUGUAUCGUGCUUUUUACUUGAGUCGUCCUCAAUGUUCAUAGGUUUCUGUACAGUAAUAAGCACGCGGAAUUCUCUAGAGAAAAUACAAGUGUUGUUUUGGUAGUUGAAACUGAGACGUAACAUUUUGCCUUGUAGGUAUAUUCACGAUAGAAGACCUGUGCUGGAAUUUCACAAUGCUGCUAAGUAUAGCAUCUUGAACAAACUUCAGUGGAGAAAAUGUAGAUUCUCUGUAUAUACAGUAAGAAAUAUCACUUUCAUUAGAAUGUACAUAUGUUCCUUACAAGAGCAAAUGCUUCUUGAUCAAGAGAGCAGGUAUAGUGUUUGUUUAUUUUGUAUUAGGUAUGGAAGAAAAAAAAUUGGACUGUUACAUGCACUUUCUUGGAAAGUCGAAAGGAAGGGGGGUCCAAUUUCUUUAACAUUUAAUACUUACUAACAACAGAGAUACUGUAAUUUUACUCAAGUAAUCAAAUACAUUUUUUUUUGCAACAGAUAAAA
Pteropus alecto (black flying fox) is the source of this 6476-nucleotide messenger RNA. It is a transcript of the gene SALL1, whose product is annotated as spalt like transcription factor 1. Gene Ontology annotation, cellular component: nucleus. Gene Ontology annotation, biological process: regulation of transcription by RNA polymerase II. The transcript is spliced from 2 exons. The coding region runs from base 1434 to 5321 and encodes 1295 amino acids. The record is from RefSeq and is a predicted model, not a curated record. Lineage: Eukaryota; Metazoa; Chordata; Mammalia; Chiroptera; Pteropodidae. Gene Ontology annotation, molecular function: RNA polymerase II cis-regulatory region sequence-specific DNA binding; DNA-binding transcription factor activity, RNA polymerase II-specific.